This is a messenger RNA of Bactrocera neohumeralis, 1423 nucleotides long. Its product is annotated as protein zntC-like. Gene Ontology annotation, cellular component: plasma membrane. Gene Ontology annotation, molecular function: zinc ion transmembrane transporter activity. Gene Ontology annotation, biological process: zinc ion transmembrane transport. The record is from RefSeq and is a predicted model, not a curated record. The coding region runs from base 20 to 1423 and encodes 467 amino acids. The transcript has a single exon. NCBI's taxonomy places the organism in Eukaryota, Metazoa, Arthropoda, Insecta, Diptera, Tephritidae.
AUUCCCGUUCAUAUUCAUAAUGAAUGAAUCCCAGGUAAAUAAUUUCCUACGUUGUCUGCUGCAUAUCGAUGACCUUAAUUAUUUGGCAUUGCAUGCACACGCCACCGUUAGAAGUGCUUUGAAUUCCAGUGAGACACAGCAUUCACAAUCAUCCCAAAGUAUUAACCCUGAUCCGACCGAUCAUGAUUAUGAUGAAUCAAGUAGUUACGAUGUCUUAGUCGCUAAAGUUACAGCCAUGGUAGUACUUUUCUGCGCGAGUACGUUAUGCGGCAGUAUUCCUUUUGCACUCAAUAAAUUUUUUCAUUGGACAGAGGAACAUACCAAUGCCCGCUCAGCAACAGUUGUUAAAUGUUUGUUAUAUUUUGGCGGAGGCGUGUUGUUAGCCACAACAUUCCUGCAUCUUUUGCCCGAAGUACAGGAGGCAGUCGAGCAAUUGCAGGAGUGCGAUAUAAUUCCCGAUUUGGAGUUUAGUCUAGCGGAAUUGCUUAUGUGUAUCGGUUUCUUUCUCAUGUACUUAAUAGAGGAAGUUUUACACACAUAUAUACACCAACAUAUGCGUCUGAUGGGCAGUGAUGCUGGUGCCGGUGCAGCUUUCGAACGUGGACGUAGCAUACGCAACAGUUAUUUAGUGACGGGUAAAACAGCUGCCAAUGAAUCAACAGAGGAAGGUGUUCAUAAUGAGGAUACCCAAAUAGGCCUUACGAGCACUUCCAACUCUCCGAGUGUCUCAGAAAUUAAUGUUGGAAACAUUGUAAGUGUACCAACCCUUUCAAUUCAAAACUUGAUAGCCAAUGAUGUAGAGAAUCAAAAGUACAACAAGCAAGCUCAUAAUAAGGAGCCACAGAAAUAUGAACCUCAACAAACACACUACCAUCACCACCACCACCAUCAUGACCAUCAACAUCAACCCAGCCAAGACCAAGCUCUUGGUCAUUCACAUGUGCCGGUUGGCAAUGCUAGCGAUAGUAAAGAUGCGAUCACAUCGUCUUUACGAGGGCUAUUCAUAGUGUUAGCGCUAUCGUUGCAUGAACUAUUUGAAGGUAUGGCCAUUGGUUUAGAAAGCAAUGCAUCGGAUGUAUGGUUUAUGUUUGGCGCUGUAUCCGCGCAUAAACUGGUGCUGGCGUUCUGCGUUGGCGUCGAGUUAAUUGUAGCACGCACUCGUUUUGUGCUCUGUGCAGUAUAUGUGUUGACAUUUGCUAUAGUAAGUCCGAUUGGAAUCGGUAUUGGCAUAUUGAUCAGCCAUAGCGAUGGUAUUACAUCACCUAACAUACCCUCAGCCAUAUUGCAGGGAUUAGCUUGUGGCACACUAUUAUAUGUGGUGUUUUUCGAAAUUUUGUCGAAAAAUCAUUCCGGCCUGGUUGCUUACUUCUCGUUGUUGGUGGGAUUUCUAAUCAUGUUCGGGCUACAACAGUUGGGUAAGUAG